This is a messenger RNA of Gastrolobium bilobum, 432 nucleotides long. Its product is annotated as auxin-responsive protein IAA30. Gene Ontology annotation, molecular function: protein binding. NCBI's taxonomy places the organism in Eukaryota, Viridiplantae, Streptophyta, Magnoliopsida, Fabales, Fabaceae. The transcript is spliced from 4 exons. The record is from RefSeq and is a predicted model, not a curated record. The coding region runs from base 1 to 432 and encodes 143 amino acids. Gene Ontology annotation, biological process: regulation of DNA-templated transcription. Gene Ontology annotation, cellular component: nucleus.
AUGGGAAAAGCAACUAGUUCUUCCUCUUCUUCUAUAAGCAGCAGCAGCAACCACCACCUAGUAAUUUCCACUGCAUCAUCUCUCACACAGCUCAACACAGAAGAACUUCCUACAGAUCUUAGGCUUGGACUGAGCAUUUCCACCACUCAACAUGUUGGCUCUCCUAUUUCAAGGGGGCUAUUAAAUGAUUGCAGCGAUCAUAGCAGCUUCUUUGUGAAGGUGUACAUGGAAGGCAUUCCAAUUGGAAGAAAACUCAAUAUACUAGCUCAUGAUGGCUACAAUGAGUUAGUAAAGACUCUUGAACACAUGUUCGACACUACCAUUCUAUGGGGAACAGAGAUGAACGGAGUGCAACCAGAGAGAUGCCAUGUGCUAACUUAUGAAGACGAAGAAGGGGAUUUGGUCAUGGUUGGGGAUGUCCCUUGGGAGUGA